Molecule: messenger RNA, 2836 nt
Organism: Hydra vulgaris (swiftwater hydra)
Lineage: Eukaryota; Metazoa; Cnidaria; Hydrozoa; Anthoathecata; Hydridae
Product: inactive tyrosine-protein kinase transmembrane receptor ROR1
Biological process (GO): protein phosphorylation; positive regulation of phosphatidylinositol 3-kinase/protein kinase B signal transduction; positive regulation of kinase activity
Cellular component (GO): signaling receptor complex; plasma membrane
Molecular function (GO): ATP binding; transmembrane receptor protein tyrosine kinase activity; Wnt-protein binding
Source: RefSeq, a predicted model, not a curated record
GUUUUUAAGUCGAUUUUACUACGUAUUUUUAUUUUAAAAAUAAUGGUUUUAUUUUAAAUUUGAUCGAAAUCGCAAUUCUGAUGUUUAGUUUUGAAAAGAUUAUUACAUUUUACUUAUAUGAUUGGCUAUGAAUAUAUUGAUUAUCUGCUUUAUAAUACUUCUUCAUAGUAAACAGUCACAUGGAUCCUUGAAUUUUAAUGAGGAAAGGGAAUCAAUUUGUGAAAAUGAAGAACCCUGUCGAGCUCCUAAAAUAAAAAUUGGUCCACAAAAUAUAUCCUUAUCACUUGGUGAUUAUGCUGAACUCACUUGUGUUGCUCGUGGCAACCCUGUACCUUCUAUCAAAUGGAUGAAAAACGAAAUGUUAAUAUCAGAUUUUAAUCGCUUUCAUAUUAAAAAUGAAAAGUUUAGAGCAAAGUCAAAUGGCCCUAUUCGUGGAAUUAAUUCAAAGCUUGAAAUAAUGAAAAUUGAAAAUGAGCAAUUUGGUACCUAUAAAUGCCUGGCAAAAAAUAGUAGAGGAACAUCAAUUAGUUCAAAUGGUAUCAUAACCCUGAAAGCUCGCAAAACUAACUUGCUGCUUCCUGAAAAUGUUCCUGGCAGUUCAAAGUAUAUUGAACAUGGUAAAGAGCACCAAUGUGUUUCAAAGCUAAACAGUUCUGUAUGUGCUGCAUUUUUUGAUUCAAAAAAGUUUUUUUAUAAAGAUGAUACAACUGAUGAUAAACUAGUUAUGUUAUCAAAAAUUGCUGAAUAUGAAAGUUUUAGUUCUUUUUUUUCGCAACGAUGUCGUAGCCAUGCAAUGGCAUUUUUAUGUUUUUACAAUUUACCCUAUUGUCAAAAUUCUCUUGAUAGCAAGCCAAAAAAGAUGGAUGUGUGUCAGCAAGAUUGUAUUAAAUUAAGUACUGAAUACUGCAAAAGUGAAUUUCUUCAAGCUAAAGAUGACCGGUUUCUUCGUUUAUUGAUACCUGAUCAUUGCAGCACUCUUUCUAAAGAUAAUUGUAUCCAAGUACUUAAGUUGUAUAGUAAAGCUCCAAAUGAUGAUCUGAAGCAUGUUAAUAUCAAUAAUCUCGUUCACCCAAAAGUCACCAGCAUAUGGUAUACCAUUGUGCCCUGUUUAAUUUUCUCGGUUUUCAUAUCAGUGAUUAUAAUUUCAUUGGCAUGGAGGCGACACAAAAAAAGUUAUCAAUCCCCUUCUAAAAUGCAAACACAGAUUUUCCCAAGAGUCAAUCCAAAGAUACUUGAAAUAGACCGUGCAGAUCUGUGCGAUUUUCGGCUUCUGGGAGAUGGUAGUUUAGGCUGUGUUUAUUCUGCUGAUUAUACAGGAAACAAAGACGGUAAAACGUUUACAGAAUGUGUUGCAGUUAAGUCUAUUAUUAAUAAAGCUUUGCCAAAACAAAUUGAAGACUUCGUUCGCGAAGCUGAAACACGAGCAAACUUUAAACACGAAAAUGUAGUUGCUUUAGUUGGUGUUAUUAGCAAAGAAGAACCGCUUUCACUCAUUUAUGAAUAUACCGAAUUUGGCGACUUGCAUGAGUAUUUGCUUCGUCAUUCACCUAAUUUUAGUGACGCACAUGCCAACGAUAAUUGCGAUCCUUUGGAGUUCAGUGAUCUGUUGGCUAUUAGUACCCAGGUUGCAAAUGGUAUGGCGUAUCUAAGUUCACAUGCAUUUGUUCAUAAAGAUUUAGCUGCUCGAAAUUGCUUAGUUGCAGAAAAUGGUUUGAUUAAAAUUUCUGAUUUUAGUGGUCUUUCAGAUAUGUAUGCAAGCGACUAUCUCCGCAGUACCGAACAUUCUCCUUUACCGAUAAGGUGGAUGAGCCCCGAGAGCUUAUGUCAGUUAGUAUCUUCAAGCAACACAGUAAGUUUCUCCAGUGCUAGUGAUAUUUGGUCGUAUGGCGUGUUGUUAUGGGAAAUAUUUUCUUACGGAUCAAGGCCUUACUACGGCUUAAGUAACUCUCAAUGUAUGCAGUUAAUAAUGGACUAUAAACUACUAUCUUGUCCGACAGGUUGUUCCGCCGCCAUUUACAAUAUUAUGAUAGAAUGUUGGUCAAAAGAUGCUUCUGUACGAUGUGGAUUUAUAGAAAUAUGUAAUAAACUUAAAUGUUAUGGCGAUAUCAUAUCUCAUAACAAAAGUUCUAGACAGUCUAGUAACAGUCUUCAAUCAAACAACUCGGUACAGAGAUCAGCUAAUUCUUUGCAAUCUCAUCGGUCGGAUUUUUCUAUCAACAAGAUGCACAAAACCAGUAAUGGGGUUAGUUAUGCCUAUCAACAACUAGAACGCCCCACGAUGAACGGUUAUUUUCAUGAAAGACGCUCCUCAAUCAGAGGCAGUCCAUCUCAACAAGUUGGAAUUGUGGAGAUGGAUUUUGAAUUCCUGCCCUUAUCGUCUCUUCCACAUAAUCGGCAACCACCACCUAGUUUUGUAUCGAGUUAUUAUCCACCUUCAAUGAACUGUCCACCAGCAUCUGCUGUUUUAAGUCAGCCAUCUCAUUCCAGUCAUUGUUCUAGUAGUUGUAACCGUUCAGGUUGUAGCUAUAAAUCUCCAUCAAGUAGCUGUGUUGAUAACUCACAUAUAUACCUGUGAUAAUGUGUAUUAGUUUUUCCUCUCAGUCGGCAAAUGUGGUAGUGAUAUUUAGUAUAAAAUACGUAUGAGUUCUAAAAGCCUGAUUUGUAUAAAUUCUGAUAAAUUAAUUCAAAUAGUCUGGUAAAAUGGGCUAAUUCAUAUAAUUAAUUGUAGUUUGAAAUGACAAACCUUGAAACAUCUUGCUUUACAUGUAUAUAAAUUUAAUCUAUAACAUUUUUGUACAGAAUUUUUAGUAAGUUUAGGCAUUUUUUUUGUUUUUAA